AACUAGAAUGGACAAUUCUCCAUUAAUUUUCUCUGGUGCUGUUUCUUCCCCUUCCUUGUAUUCCACCUCUCUUGUAUCUCAAAAGGCACGUAAAUCAGGAAAGACUUCCGGGCUUAGUUGUUGAAAAGUAGAUGAAAAAGCUUGUAAAGCCUUGGCUUGCGACACAUCUGAAGACCGCUGUUCACAGUGUGUGUGUAGGUUUGAAAUAGUGACAGACUGAUAGACAGAUAAGAAUAGAAAUCAGUAGGAGAAGAAUGUUGUUCAUCUCUGCUCUCCAUCUCUCUCUGUCAAAUUCCCCUCUUAUUUUAUGAUGGUUCUUCUCAGCAUCUGAGUUGUAUGUCUUAUGGGAGAUCAGUUCAUCCAAAAUAAGCUAUUAAUGUAGCCCUUGUGGGACACACACACACACACACACACACACACACACACACACACACACACACACACACACACACACACACACACACACACACACACACACACACAGUUUAUGACAAACAAUUUCAAUCAAUAGCAUUUACAUCUUCAACUUUUGUCUUUUUUUUCUUCUUCUUGUGGAUUGAAAAGGGGGUUCAAUUCAAACAAACAGCCCAUGUUUAUUGCUUUGAGCCGGAUUUCACCAUGAAGGACUAAGGAACCCACACCACAUUUUGUGUUUUCAAGUGGCAGCUCUGUCUUUACUGUUGUCCCACUCCUCUGAUCACCACUAAAUUAAUAAUGAGUUACAGACAAGAGUUAAAUAGUCUUGACAAAGACCCAACGUACAGACCGAUGAUGGUGACUAAAUAAACGAGGGGAGCGACAGAAGAAACAGAAGAAGGGAAGGAGGAAGACACGCUCUGAUCUCCGCAUUGCCACGGCAACCGUUGUUCACACACGGAGUUGUCAGAGGAAACCUCGUCGCGCUGUAUCAUCCAGUGGAAGAAGACGGGAGGAUGAGUCAGAUGACAAGAGACGAUUGAGAGAGCGCCUCGCCCCUCUCCAUCUCUUUCUCCAUUCGUCAUUUCUCCAUUUAUUUUUUGAGUUCUCCUUACACACUCAAACUUGACACACGCACACUUGUUCAAUCUCGGUGCUCAUCCCCCACUCCAUAAGCCCUCUUCACGUCUACUCCUCUCUGCACGGCUUCCUCUGUUCAUCCUUCCCUCCACCCGGUGCUAUGAGAGGAGUAGUUGGGUCCCAGACCACACCACCAUGCCAGUUCUGAAGAGUAGAGAGGAGAUCUGGGCUGGCAAUGUACAAGGUACUGCAUUUACACUCCUCCACGAUGCUUGUCAGCCUCCUCUCCCCCUCCCCACUCCAGGACAGGCGCAUCACCUCCUCCUUCCCCCUCCUCCUCCCGAACACAGCUCUUCCCCUCAUCAGCAACCUCGCCUGGCCCUUCCUUCCCUCUCCCUCCCUCUCUCCCUCUCUCUCCUCCUCCUCUCCCUAUUCCUUCUGCCCAUCUGCGAGUCGGCGCGGUCGCCUGGGAGGGGCGGAGCUGGCCAGGGCGGAGGAGCACCAGGAGGUGCACCCGGGACGGGAGGGGCAGGAGGCGAGAAAGGAGGCCAGAGGGGAACAAACCUCAUCCCCCCUCACUACUCCCCUUACUACCCCCCAGUAUCCCCCAUCCGGCCCCCUGCGCCCCCCUUACCUCCCAAAGUGGCCUCCUCUCUUAGCAUCGCCGUCAUCCUGGUGGGCAAUUCUAGCGAGGUGUCGUCCACCUACGUGGAGAAAGAGGAGUUCCUCCAUGUUCCUCACCCUACCAAAGUCCAACUGGAGACCAUGAACGACACGGACCCCAAGAGUAUCAUCAACCGAAUCUGCACCCUGAUGACCAACACUUGGCUGCAGGGGGUGGUGUUCGGGGACGACACGGACCAGGAGGCCAUCGCUCAGAUCCUGGACUUCAUCUCUGCCCAGACACACAUCCCCAUCCUGGGCAUCCGAGGAGGCUCCUCCAUGGUCAUGGCUGCCAAGGACGAUCACUCCAUGUUCUUCCAGUUUGGCCCGUCCAUAGAGCAGCAGGCCUCCAUCAUGCUGAAGAUCAUGGAGGAAUACGACUGGUAUAUCUUCUCCAUCGUCACCACCUACUACCCCGGAUACCAGGACUUUGUCAACAAAAUCCGGAGCACCAUAGAGAACAGUUUUGUGGGCUGGGAGCUAGAAGAAGUCCUCCUGUUGGACAUGUCUGUGGAUGACGGAGACGCUAAGAUUCAGAACCAGAUGAAGAAGCUGCAGAGUCCUGUCUAUCUGCUUUACUGCACCAAGGAGGAGGCCUACACCAUCUUUGAGGUGGCAAACUCUGUGGGACUGACGGGAUACGGCUACACCUGGAUUGUACCGUCGCUAGUGGCCGGCGACGCCGAUAAUGUCCCCGCCGUGUUUCCCACAGGGCUUAUUUCGGUGUCGUAUGACGAAUGGGACUACAGUUUGGAGGCUCGGGUGCGGGAUGCAGUGGCUGUCAUCGCCAUGGCGACCUCCACCAUGAUGCUGGACCGGGGGCAACACACGCUGCUCAAGUCAGGCUGCAACGAGACCCCUAACAAGAAGGGCUCCAAACAAAGCAACUCCAAUGAAGUGCUCAAGUAUCUGAUGAACGUGACGUUCGAGGGACGUAACCUGUCGUUCAGUGAGGAUGGAUACCAGAUGCAUCCCAAACUGGUCAUCACCCUGCUAGACAAACAGAGACGCUGGGACAAGGUGGGUAAGUGGGAGAACAGCUCCCUGUCCAUGAAGUACCACGUGUGGCCCAGGUUUGAGCUGUUCUCCGAUGGGGAGGCCCGGGAGGACGACCACCUGUCCAUCGUGACACUGGAGGAGGCUCCCUUUGUCAUCGUGGAGGACGUGGACCCCCUCAGUGGCACCUGCAUGAGGAACACCGUGCCGUGCAGGAAACAGCUUAAAAUACUCAAUCAGACAGUACCUGGCCAGUACACCAAGCGCUGCUGUAAAGGAUUCUGCAUCGACAUCCUGAAGAAGAUUGCCAAGCAGGUCAAGUUCACCUAUGACCUCUACCUGGUCACCAACGGAAAGCACGGCAAGAAGAUCAACGGCACCUGGAAUGGAAUGGUCGGGGAGGUGGAGCAGAAGAAGGCCCACAUGGCCGUGGGGUCGCUCACCAUCAACGCGGAGAGGUCCGAGGUCAUUGACUUCUCCGUGCCCUUCAUCGAGACGGGGAUCAGUGUCCUGGUCUCCCGUAGCAACGGCACUGUCUCCCCCUCCGCCUUCCUUGAGCCGUUCAGUGCGGACGUGUGGGUGAUGAUGUUUGUGAUGCUGCUACUCGUGUCGGCGAUUGCUGUGUUUGUGUUUGAGUACUUCAGCCCGGUCGGCUACAACCGCUGCCUGGCAGACGGACGAGAGCCUGGUGGCCCCUCCUUCACCAUCGGCAAGGCCAUCUGGCUGCUGUGGGGCCUGGUUUUCAACAACUCUGUUCCCGUCCAGAACCCUAAAGGCACCACCAGUAAGAUCAUGGUGUCGGUGUGGGCCUUCUUCGCUGUCAUCUUCCUGGCCUCCUACACUGCCAACCUGGCUGCCUUCAUGAUCCAGGAGGAGUAUGUGGAUCAGGUGUCAGGCCUCAGUGACAAUAAGUUCCAAAAACCCAACGCCUUCUCCCCGCCAUUCCGUUUCGGAACGGUGCCCAACGGAAGCACGGAACGGAACAUCCGCAACAAUUACCCGGAGAUGCACCAGUAUAUGACCAGCUUCCAUCAGAAGAAUGUGAACGAGGCCCUGGCAAGCCUCAAGGGAGGUAAAUUGGAUGCCUUCAUCUACGAUGCUGCUGUGUUGAACUACAUGGCCGGGAGGGACGAGGGCUGUAAACUGGUGACCAUCGGCAGCGGGAAGGUGUUCGCCACCACCGGUUACGGCAUCGCCAUCCAGAAGGACUCUGGCUGGAAGAGAGCAGUGGACCUGGCCAUCCUCAUGCUGUUCGGCGAUGGUAAACCUUCAGCUGACAUGCGUCAUCCUAGUCUGACAGUAGAGUAG
Molecule: messenger RNA, 3963 nt
Organism: Oncorhynchus keta (chum salmon)
Lineage: Eukaryota; Metazoa; Chordata; Actinopteri; Salmoniformes; Salmonidae
Product: glutamate receptor ionotropic, NMDA 2B-like
Exons: 14
Coding region: 1192-3963 (923 amino acids)
Biological process (GO): monoatomic ion transport; synaptic transmission, glutamatergic; long-term synaptic potentiation
Cellular component (GO): NMDA selective glutamate receptor complex; postsynaptic density membrane; postsynaptic membrane
Molecular function (GO): transmitter-gated monoatomic ion channel activity involved in regulation of postsynaptic membrane potential; NMDA glutamate receptor activity
Source: RefSeq, a predicted model, not a curated record